Thamnophis elegans (Western terrestrial garter snake) is the source of this 1616-nucleotide messenger RNA. RefSeq names its product sialophorin (gene SPN). Lineage: Eukaryota; Metazoa; Chordata; Lepidosauria; Squamata; Natricidae. The transcript is spliced from 3 exons. The record is from RefSeq and is a predicted model, not a curated record. Gene Ontology annotation, biological process: defense response to bacterium; regulation of T cell migration; type II interferon production. Gene Ontology annotation, molecular function: transmembrane signaling receptor activity; heat shock protein binding. The coding region runs from base 332 to 1528 and encodes 398 amino acids. Gene Ontology annotation, cellular component: external side of plasma membrane.
CUUGAGUCAUGAUAAAAGGAAAAUAUGCAAGAGUUGAUAACAGCUUUUCCUUGACGUGCUUCAGACGUACAGACACAGAGCUGCUGUUUGGUGAGCAAUCAAGACUGUCCUGUGCAGAGCCACCUGGUCGGUUUCAUUCACUCCUUCCUGCCCUAUCAAGCGAGAACGGGGGAAACGGAGGCAGUUGAUGAUUAGCAGUUAAGAACUGUUCCUUGAAAACCUCAGGAACCUCAGGCCUUGUCUGAAGAAACCUAGAAGAAGGUAUAGCAGGUUCUUCUUAGCCUUGACCCAUUCCACACCAAGAGGGCCCGGGCUCUGGAAUUCUGCUCCCAUGGAAAAAUCAAGGUCCUUGUUCAGGAACGUAAUUGGCCACAAGAUGCUCUUUGUUGUCUUCCUACUUUUCCCCACAGAUAUUCUUGUAGAGGGACAAAAUACAGCCGAGCCUGUUACUACAGCAAAUGUAACCCUCCACGUAGAUUCAAUAGCCAGUUUAAAUGCAAGCGCCACAUCUUUCCCAGCAUCUUCUAAGAUGCCUGGGGAGAUUUCUACGACAUCUGUGACAUCACACACUGAUGCCACAAUGCCUGGCACUCUCAGCCAACAACCAGCACUGUCCUUCAAAGCAUCACCUCCAGUCUCAAAACAAGAAGUACAACUUCCCACUGUCGUGAACACUGCUGUCCCAGUAGAUACUUCGUCUCCUAUGCCAAGUAAAGUUGCUGUCAUUACCAAAGAAAAAGACCGUCGUACGGAAACUACAGGGGAAAAAAAAAUCAAACCGCAGAAGGAAGUUCCCUCUAAAACGACUGUCACGCCACACUUUGUUAGCGAGACGGUAUCUUCUCCAACAAAGGAUGUGGGAACCAGAUCCCAAGGGGCCUUCUUGGAUCAAUCACCAAGUGCAAUUGCCUACCCAGAAACAACAAAGAGCAUAGAACCAAAAGAGGACAAAAAAGGGCCAAUCCCACCAGAUCAAGCUGUUCCAGAAUUAACUCAGAGUCCCGAGAGUGGCACCCACUAUACGUCUGGUCCUUUUACCACUUCAGUGGCACUUACCAGCACUAGUGCAACACAUGGCAAUCCUAAAACCAGCUCCGGGCAGAAGAAACACCCUAUCAUCAUUUUGGCCAUUGUUUUCGGCAUUGUGCUGCUUGCAGGCCUCAUAGUUUUCCUGUACUUAAGGCGCCGCCGUCACUCUGGCUCCACCAGCUUCAAUUCCCCAGAAUGGGCCGGACAAGCAACGUUGCCAGACGACACGGGCCUGGAUAAGGACGUGGAGCAACAGGCGGGAUCUGGAGGGGAAGGGGAAACACGGCGUGGGACUCUUGUGACUUUCUUUGGGAAGCGUCAGUCUAGGGUACCUUCAAUAGCUAUGGAAGAUAUCAAUGGGAAAGGCGGCAAGGCGGAAAGAGAGCAGCUGCUGUCUGGAGAGGCUGAGGUAGGGUCUCCUUCGGGGGCGAUUGGGGAUGCCAAUGGAAAAGUACCAGAGCCCCUUAAAGGGUCUUCUCAGGAGUCCCCAGCCUCUUAGGUAAGAGUUCCUCCAAAAUAGGACUUUGUUUUUCCUUGAAGAUGUUUCGCUUCUCAUCCAAGAAGCUUCUUCGGUUCAGUUUAGAUAA